AAGUGUGUCGUAGGCAUAUUGCGAGGGCGCCAGUGCACGUUCAUCGCAAGCACAUGGUAGUAACAGAGGUCGCUCUGAGAAUCGCGAGCUUUCAAACUCCACAGCAGUCAGUCGCCAGCCGCCCGUGCUGUAUCAACCGGGAGUGGUAUUCUCUUUCGGUCAAAAAGUUUAUUUUUUUCAUCAUUAUUAUAAAGCUUGUCGUAAUACCGGAAACAUCAGAUUUACACUGAUCGAGGAGGAAGGGAAAAUAGGAAACUGUGUGGAUAGCCUCUUCAACAACUCUGACGGCAUCUCAAAAACCUCGGGGAAUGCGAAAUCCGAUGGACAAUGACAGGAUCAGCGUGGGGGUCGAGGUUUCUCCUCGUACUGGCCGCGAUUACGAUCGUUAUCAGCGGCAAUUAUCAGCGACAUCGCGACAGAUUUCAUCUGCGCGAGCAGCUCGUUAACGGUCACAAAGUCACCAGGAAUAUCACUCAAUUGCAAGAAGAGAUAAUCGCCAAUCUGCCCCCGUUACGAAUUCCGCGUUUGAGACAUCACCGUGUGACAGAUUGGGAUCCGUAUUUCGAAAAUGCAGAUGGCCAGGGUAUCAACGGCUCGCAAAAUAUAGCAUUGCAUCUUGGAGCAACAGCCUUUCUCGAUUGUCGCGUUGCUAUGCUCUCCGGGAAAAAGGUCAUGUGGUUACGACGAAACACCGAGUGGGCAUCUCUCCUAACUCUCGGUAAUACUACCCACAUAUCGGAUUCGAGAUACAGUGUGAGCUUCCAGUAUCCAAACAAUUGGAGAUUGGCCAUCUCCGGCGUGCGGAGAGAAGAUCACGGAGUUUACGUUUGCCAAGUGAAUACGCAUCCACCGAGAAUGCUGAUCACGAACGUUACCGUUCUUGCGCCGGAUAUUAGAAUUAUUGACGAAGCCAGACACGAGUUACGGGAUCGGUACUACAAGACCGGAAGCGGAAUCGAGCUAGCGUGCGUCGUCCAGCCGUCUUGCCCCGACUCGAGGGUACCGUAUCCCGUCUGGCGGAAAAAUGGCAAGAUGUUGCCGGAUCACGUCAACGUUUAUCACAUUAAUGGGUCGAACGAGGACGUGGUGACGAGGCUCCAUAUCGAACGAGCGAAAAAGACUGACAGCGGGGAAUAUACGUGCUCAGUGAGCCAAUUCAGCACGACCGCGGUGCACAUUCACGUCCUAAAUGGAGAAAAACAAGCUGCUGUUCAUCAUGAUCAAUGGAAUGCAGCAUAUAGCAAUCAUCAUGUAAUUUUUACUGAGUUUUGUGCUAUGCUUGCGAAUUUUCUUCUUUACAUAUGGAGAAAUUAUUCAUUAUGAAUUUUAUUUCUGCAAUAUAAAUUAAAUUUAUAUUGUGCGGAAUUGCGUCAACUUAUAUUUCGAUGGCUCUUCCGUAAUUUGCAACGUUUGCAAUAUCCUUAACAAUUAUGUGUUCUUGAUUACUAUACGACAGUAUUAUUGUGAAUGCAAAUCAUUAAAUAAA
This is a messenger RNA of Linepithema humile (Argentine ant), 1486 nucleotides long. Its product is annotated as zwei Ig domain protein zig-8-like. Gene Ontology annotation, biological process: synapse organization. Gene Ontology annotation, cellular component: neuron projection membrane. NCBI's taxonomy places the organism in Eukaryota, Metazoa, Arthropoda, Insecta, Hymenoptera, Formicidae. The record is from RefSeq and is a predicted model, not a curated record.